Messenger RNA from Protopterus annectens (West African lungfish), 1549 nucleotides. Its product is annotated as bile acid-CoA:amino acid N-acyltransferase-like. Gene Ontology annotation, biological process: fatty acid metabolic process; acyl-CoA metabolic process. The coding region runs from base 162 to 1433 and encodes 423 amino acids. The transcript is spliced from 11 exons. Lineage: Eukaryota; Metazoa; Chordata; Ceratodontiformes; Protopteridae. Gene Ontology annotation, molecular function: fatty acyl-CoA hydrolase activity. The record is from RefSeq and is a predicted model, not a curated record.
UCUCACUGCUAUGAUCUUAGCUAUUUAUUUCUGAACAAGAAAGCAAAACUACCAGAUGUAUACAAGAGAAGGCAUACCAUUCACAGAAAGAAGUCAUUUUAAUUUCAUCAGUAUUUCACUUAGCAAAAACGCACCAAGAAUUGAAGAAUUUAUGUCAUACAAUGUCAAAAUAUCAAAGAGAUCCAGUGGUUAUAGCCAGGCCAUUAAAGGCUGUUGUGGAUGAACAAAUUGAGAUCUGUGUGGAAAAUCUGCAGCCAAACCAGCCAGUUACACUGUACUCCCAGUUAACAACAGUGCACGGUGAUCUGUGGGAGUCAUUCGCUCAUUAUGUCAGUAAAAUAGAUGGAACUGUUCAAGUUCUGAAUGAUAAGUCCCUGGGAGGCUCUUACACUGAUUGUGAACCAAUGGGUUUUAUCUGGAGCAUGACCCCUGCUCCAGAAGAUACAAAAAAACGCAGGUUAAUGAAAACAAAUGCCUCUGCACCAGAUGUUGUGAAAGUCUCAGUUUGUGAUGGUCACAUCCUUGAAAGGACUGAGGUGAAUGAAAUUCUGGCAAGUAUAGAGGUGGAACGCUGGUACAUGGCACCAGGGGUAACAAGAGCAGACGUUCGCCAGAGCGGAAUUGUUGGAACUCUCUUCCUUCCACCAGGGCCUGGUCCAUUUCCUGGAAUAUUAAACAUUUUGGGAAUUAGUGGGAUUGCUGAUUUCCAUGCUGGUCCCUUGGCGUCUCAUGGAUUUGCAACACUAGUCUUGGCAUAUAUCAACCAUGAAGAUCUCACAUACCCUGCUUGGUACUUUGGUGUGACAAAAGAUUAUUUUGAGAAAGCCUAUAAUUUUCUAAGUAGUCAUCCACAAGUAGUUAAAGACAGAAUUGGCAUUGUUGGAUUAUGCCUCGGACAAUAUUUCACACUGCAAAUGGGCAUAGAGUUUCCAGAAAUCAGUCCCAAGUGCCUGGUCAGUAUAAAUGGGUGUCACUUUUUGCCAGUGAAGGAUAUGUCCGGAUUUUUCUAUCUUUCUUUACUUCAGAACAAGCCAAUAGAUGAACAUUUUCCGAUGUCAACAAAAGAUUUCCUGCUUCCUCUUCCUGCUGAGACUGACUGCAUGCUUCAGGUUGGGAAACUUCGAUGUCCAUUACUGCUGAUUGUUGGAGAGGAUGACCAGACCAUGCCAUCUGUUGAAGCAUCUGCUGAUAUUGAAAAGAAGAUGAAAGAAGCUGGAAAUGGUCACUUGUUCACAAAGAUCUCAUACCCAGGAGCUGGUCAUUUAAUUGAAACUCCAUUCUGUCCAUUAAAUAAAUCAUCCAAAAUCCGAAUACCCUAUACAAAAACCACAUACCAUGUGUUGUGGGGAGGUGAGCCCAAAGCCCAUGCAUAUGCUCAGAAAGACUCUUGGAAACACAUGCUGGAAUUUCUGAAACAACACCUUCUGUACUAAAAUAAUACAAGCAGUUAAAAGUCUGCCUAAGGAGAAUGUUUAUAAUUCCCAGAAUGCUUGUUCCAUUAGGAGAAAAUUAAGUUUUACCAUGAGAAUGAGCUUAUAUUUUAUAUAUA